AUGGAGCUGAAAUUACUUUUAGCAAUGGCCCUGGUGGUCUCGGCACAGGCGGGCACAAACAAGUUCGGAUACAGACCAGGGAAGUCAUACGAGUUUGAUUACAAUAUGAAAACAUCCACCGGUGUGAAAGGAGCAUCAGAAGGUUCGUCCGGAAUGGAACUAACGGCUAAGGUUGAUGUGGAGGCAGUUUCCAAAUGUGACUUUGUUCUGAAGAUUGAGGAUGUACGACUGCACGAAACAGACCCAACUAACUACGAAAGGAUGAUAUUGUCAGAGGGAAGUGAAGAACUUCGUCGUGUCUUAGAGAGGCAUGAUCUGCGAUUUUCCUUCCAAGAUGGAAUCGUAGAAGAGCUAUGUCCAUCUUCGGACGAAGUCACCUGGGCACUGAACAUCAAACGGGGUAUAUUGUCUGUCUUCCAGAACAGCAUGGAUGACCUCAGACGUGACCAGAAAACAACAGAGUCUGACGUCAAUGGCAACUGCGAGGUCGAAUACAGAACCGAUAACGGCCAACAUGACUAUAUGGUGAGGAAGACAAAGAACCUGCUCGGGUGCACAGAACGUAACGACUACAGUACAUCAGUCCAGAGCAUUCCGUACAUAGUCUCUUCUGAAAACCAAGCCAUACCUCUCAUUUACAGCGAACACGAAUGCCAACAGGAAAUUUCAGCGGAAGGAUUACUGAAGGCUGCAAGCUGUGUAGAAUCCCAUAUAUUCAGACCGUUCUCACGUGAGGGAAGUGGUGCAGUAACCGAGAGCAAGCAGACACUCAGCUUUGUUCAGGAAUCAGUUGCGUCGUCCAUACCAG
Messenger RNA from Ylistrum balloti, 808 nucleotides. RefSeq names its product vitellogenin-like. The annotation marks the transcript as partial. NCBI's taxonomy places the organism in Eukaryota, Metazoa, Mollusca, Bivalvia, Pectinida, Pectinidae. The transcript is spliced from 5 exons. Gene Ontology annotation, biological process: lipid transport. Gene Ontology annotation, molecular function: lipid carrier activity. The record is from RefSeq and is a predicted model, not a curated record.